AUGCUUCUUGUCCUAACUUUGUCGCUGUCGUUCGCUGGUACUGUAAUAUCCACGCUAAGUGUGACCGAGCUGAAAAAUUUAUGCCCCAAAGAAAAAGCGAUUUGUGCAGGAAAAGUGGCUAAGGGUGAUUGCUUUGGCUCAUCGUUAAGAGCUGGUGUCCUACAGAAAGAGUGCAAAUGUUCAUGUGAUGCAGUACAUCAUGAUCGGAUUCAGAAAUGCUGUCUGGCUGUGGGUGAACAUGAAAUGAAGUUUUGUCUCCCGCUUUGCAGAUACAAUACCACUUCGGAAGAGCUUGGAUCCACACUCGGUCUCAAAUGCCUCUCACAGCUCACCACAUGGGCUUAUUGCGCAGCGGAUGCCACCGACCAGACUACAUGUUGCUCGAGUAGAGGUGUUACGAGCGAAUGUUUGUCGUUCUGCAAAGGAGACGUUCCAACAUGUGACACUCAGUCAAUUCUCAACUAUCAGCCGUGCACUCAGCAUAUGGCCGCUAUCGUACAGUGUCAAAAAGAAGGAUUGGGACCAACUCCAAAAUACGAUCCGGACUGGUCGUCUGUUUGUGAUUGGGAAGGGAAAUAA
This is a messenger RNA of Necator americanus (New World hookworm), 579 nucleotides long. RefSeq lists its product as uncharacterized. Bases 1 to 579 code for a protein of 192 amino acids. The record is from RefSeq and is a predicted model, not a curated record. NCBI's taxonomy places the organism in Eukaryota, Metazoa, Nematoda, Chromadorea, Rhabditida, Ancylostomatidae. The transcript has 6 exons.